UCUCCUUCCUCUCUCCUCCUCUCUAAACAAAGCAGAAUGUUCUCUAUCCUCUAAUGAAAUGAAGAAUCGCUAGCAGUGGGCGGGGCUGGCUGGAACCCUCGGGUAUUAUUGGCUAAAGAAACCCUUUAAACCCAGCAAUGCGAGUCUGAUUGGCUGACGCGGGGGGUGUGAAACUGUGCCGCAGAGUCCGCCAUGUGGGCUCCGGCCUCGCUGUGUUUCCAGGGCGGAGUGUCCCGUUCCGGAUCCGAAAUGGCGCCGGUUUCCUCUCCCUGAUUCUCGCUUCACGGUCUCAAGGAGCUUUGCAUUCCCGAAGCGGCUGCCGGAGCUGCGAGCGUGUGAUCGCCAUUGUGCUGCGCUUCAUUUAUUAACGCAUUGGACUUUUUUGUUUGUUUGCAUCUGAAUGUUUUUGUUUUAGUUAAAAAGCGACGUCUUGAGAUCGACCGAAGAUAGCUGCAACUUUACAAGAGAGAGAGUGAGAACGGAUCAGCCUCGCUCACAGGGAGUUUCUGAGAUGGAAGCAGCUCACAUCAGCCCAGAGCUUCCUAUUCGAUGGGUUGUUUCUGCAGACAGGACUGUUGAGAUCAAGGAGGAAGUGACUGAGCUGGGGUGCGACCAGGCCAAUGAGCGGAUCCUGCAGGAGGAAACGCCACCUUCUAGCAUCGCUGAGAGAGGUACUGGUGUGAAAUCGGUCCGUCUUGGUAGAAGACGAGCGUCAGAAAUGGCAUCUUCUCACAUUACAGAGGAGAGCCCAGAACUGGAACCUGUUCCCAUUAACAAAGAAGCCACAGCGCUGGAGCCUGUCCCCAUUAAAGAGGACAGUCCUGUACUAGAAUUGGCCCAUAUUAACCCCUUGCAGUCCUGUGUCGGACCUGGUCCGACAUCGCAAAAAUCGCUUUCCGGUCCGUUGUCUGACUCUACCCAGCACUGCGGAAAACCAUCCUGUGACCCGGCCUGCGAUGCGUUUAAACCGAAAAAAGCCAAGGGGAGUAGUUCCCUGAGCGUCUCUGAUGGGAAAGAAGGUGUAAACAACCAAUUAGACCACCUGCAAGCUGAGCAGAGCCGAACUGAACAGACAGAGACUGAGCUGCGCAGAGAAGAAACGGCACAGAGCAGGCAGAAAAAGGCAAGGCAGCUUGAAGGACUUCCACAGGCGAUGGACAAGGCAGAAAGCACAGAUGAAAGCAGUUUGGAGGAUGAUGAUGAUGAUGAUGAUGAUGAUUUUAAUCAACCUAGUUCCGAGGCAGUCCAUUUUUUACUUGCUGAGGACUCCGAGGAAUCAGAGGAAAGCGACCACGAACCAGACGCGCAGCUGGAGGGCGAAUGGAAACGCGCAUCGGUCAGUGCAGACGCUUUCACAAAAUUCCCGUUUACUGUGAUAAAUAAGGGAUAUCAAGGCAGGACUGGUUUGAAAACUGAACUGGAGUUUUUCCAACUUUUCUUCACUGACGCUUUGUUGACCGAAAUCGUAAACGAAACCAACAGGCACGCGCGUGCAAAACUCGGAGGGCCGCUGCGUCUCAAUUCGAUUUGGAACUCCUGGAAGCCCGUUACCUUACCAGAGAUGAAGGCGUUUGUUGGCGUCCUGCUCAACAUGGGGCUGAAUGUCAAAACGGACAUAAAAGAGUAUUUCUCGGAGGAGUGGGCCGACAGAAUGCCGUUUUUCAAAGACGUCUUCAAGAGAUCGCGUUUCUUGCAGAUCUUCUGGAUGCUGCACCUCUGCCCUCCCCCCCCCAGCCAGGUGCCUCAGGCUGCUUUUGUUAGCAGAGGUCAAAAGGUCAGGAAUGUGGUCAGCUACAUAGACGCAAAAUGCCGCGAGCUGUUUAUCCCAGGCAGAGACAUCUGCAUUGACGAGAGCACCGUUGGCUUCAACGGAAGGGUUGUCUUCAAGUGCUACAGCCCUCAGAUGCCUACCAAGUCAGGGCUGCGUGUGUUUGUUUUAGCUGACUGCGAAACGGGUUAUGUCUGUGCUAUUGUUCCUUACUUUGGCAGCCCGACGAGAGACUCCCUGCCGAGACCUGACAUGCCGUUUGCAUCAAGGGUUGUCCUUCGCCUGUGCGAAAUGUUGCUGCAGACAGCAAACGGACACGGCUUCCAUUUGUUUACAGACAGGUUUUACACAAGUUAUGACCUGGCCGUGGAGCUGCUAAAAAUAAAAAUCCACCUUACUGGAACCGUAAAGGCCAACAGAAGGGGGUUGCCAGCAGCGGUGAAGCAAGGGCUCACACUGGAAAAGAACGAGCUGGUCUCGUUCAGCAAAGACAGCAAGGUCAUGGUGCUAGGGUGGAAGGGCAAAAGGCUAGUGCUCAUGCUGAGCACCUUCCACGGCAGCGACUGUGAGAAGGUGCCACACCCCAUCAAGAGAGGAGCCAUUGAAGAGCUGGACAAGCCUUCGGUCAUCCGCGAUUACACCAGCAAGACGGGUGCCGUGGACCGGGCGGAUCACUGCUGCGCCAGCUAUGCUUUCACAAGAAAGUCUCUGCAGUGGUGGAGGAAGAUGUUCUUUUGGCUGCUGGAAGUCGCGAUUGCGAACAGCGCCGUCCUGUUCAAUUUGACGAAGGUGGCAUCGGGGCAGCUGCCUGUUCGCCGUAAAGCCUUCAGGAAAGCCUUGCUGGUGCAACUGGUGGGAGGCGUGCGAGACUCAAGAAGGCGCGGUCGUCCGUCCUCCACAGACAGAGAGGAAAGGCUGAGCGGGAAGCCGCAUUUCAUCGCCAAAAACGAGUCCAAGAGCACCAAAGACUGCGCAGUGUGCAGCGACAGAAAGAGAAAAGGGGGCAGGAGGGAGACGGUGUGGUUCUGCAAAACCUGCUCAAGGCAUCCAGGGUUACACCCAGGCGACUGUUUUGAAAGGUACCACACUGUGGAAGCAUACAGGUCAUUUCUGUCGGUGUAAACGGCUUUUUUUUUUUUGUUUGCAAACCAAAAAUGAUCCGAUCCCAGGAGCCAGCGUUACACUUCAUCCAUCAACACCAGACAGAAGGAUAUCAUCAGAUGGAAGGAAACGCGAGCGGAUGGAGACGCAGAUGGAUGGCAUUAGUUUACUGCAAAGCGUUAUUUGCUGCUCAUCUUAGCGAGAGCCGAGUUCAAAUCAGCAUGAAGUCUACUCUCACGCAAUGGAAAUCAUAAAUAGUUAUAAUAACAUUGAAGAAAUAUAGUUUUUAGUUCUUUUUUUUUUUUUUUUUUUUUUGUUAUUGAUUUUGUAAAGUGGUAUUGGUAUUGUUGUCUUUGUAUAGGGUACUGUGGCAGUGUGCCCCGUCCCCCGUCCCCCUUGUGUAUUUUGUGUUCUGUGUUGCGUGGGGUGUGUUACUGUUG
Molecule: messenger RNA, 3309 nt
Organism: Polyodon spathula (Mississippi paddlefish)
Lineage: Eukaryota; Metazoa; Chordata; Actinopteri; Acipenseriformes; Polyodontidae
Product: piggyBac transposable element-derived protein 4-like
Exons: 3
Coding region: 512-2890 (792 amino acids)
Source: RefSeq, a predicted model, not a curated record